GACGCCCCCAUAGCCCCGCCCCUCUGACAGAGGAAGGCUGUCAUGCCCCCCCACACCCACCCCCCUGGGGGCAUCGGCCUGCCCUCACCCAGCUCUACCACCCGCCACCUGGCCAGACCUGUCUUCCUCUGUGUCCUCUGCCUCGUGGCGACACUGCUGCCUGCAGCCUCCGCCUGCCCUCCUCCCUGUCUCUGCGACUCAGACAGCCUGGUGGUGGACUGCGGGGGCCGGGGUCUCUCCUCCCUGCCGCCCCUUCACCUCCUGCCUCCAUGGAGCCGCUCCCUCCUGCUAACCAACAACAAGUUUGCCUCGCUGGGAGCCUCUGCCUUCGCUAACCUCUCCUCUCUGGAGGAGCUGGACCUCUCUAAUAACUACCUGGAUAAUUUGCCAGGUGGAUUAUUCAGAGACAUGUCCAACCUGACAAGACUGACUCUGCACAACAACUCACUAACUGUAAUGGACAGAGACCUCUUCCAGGGUUUGGGGGGUCUUCAGAGUCUGGAUUUAUCCCUGAAUGGCCUGUCCUCUGUUCCUCUGGGGCUACUGGAUGAGCUGCAGAGCCUCAGGUGGCUGUCUCUAGCCGGUAACAGGCUUCAUGGUUUGGAGAGGGCAGCGUUUGAGCCGCUUGCCAACCUACGACACCUGGAACUGGGACACAACCCCUGGGAAUGUGACUGCAACCUCCGCGAUUUUAAACACUGGAUGGAGUGGCUGCUGUACAGAGGGGGGAAGGUGGACGCGGUGGAGUGCACGCUACCGAAGGAUCUGCGUGGGCGAGACAUCCGCGGCGUUCCGGUGGAAAUGUUCAACUACUGCCUCCAACUUGAAGAUGAGAAUGGGGGAGGAGGUGAGGGUUCCCGUUCUGGACAAGGAGGCGUUCCUCCCUGCAGCAGGAACGCUCUUAACCCCAGUGGGGCAACACCAAUUUCUGACAACAGCCACACUGAGGCAACUCCGGAUUGUGUCCGUGCCCGUUACCGACCCGUGAGCGUGCGCCGCGCCAUCGGCACAGUUGUGAUUGCCGGAGUGGUGUGCGGCAUCGUUUGCAUCAUGAUGGUUGCAGCCGCGUGUUACGGCUGCAUCUACGCCUCGCUGAUGGCCAAGUAUCAGAGAGAGCUGAAGAAGAGGCAACCACUGAUGGGAGACGGAGACGGAGACGCAGACGGGGAGGAUAGGGAAGAGAAACAGAUCUCAUCUGUGGCCUAG
Messenger RNA from Perca flavescens (yellow perch), 1206 nucleotides. RefSeq names its product leucine rich repeat transmembrane protein 2a (gene lrtm2a). Gene Ontology annotation, cellular component: plasma membrane. Gene Ontology annotation, molecular function: protein binding. The record is from RefSeq and is a predicted model, not a curated record. Lineage: Eukaryota; Metazoa; Chordata; Actinopteri; Perciformes; Percidae. The transcript is spliced from 7 exons. The coding region runs from base 43 to 1206 and encodes 387 amino acids.